AUGGACGGCAGCGGAGUACUUCUCGUGGGUGGCGAGGCGUUUUCGUGGCGGCCAUGGGGGGACAGAAAGAGCAUGGUCAACCCGAAGGGGCAAUGGGAGGUAGACACCAGCGCCUUCAACCUGCUGGGACUGGUGUGGCCACGACCAGAUCUGCUGAUUCUUGGUCUGGGACCGGAGAUACGUCCGUUGAGUCCCGACACGAAACGACACAUCACGUCCCUCGGCAUGCGUGUCGAGGUCCUGGACACUCGCAAUGCGGCAUCGCAGUUCAAUAUGCUGGCUACAGAGCGCGGCGUAAACGACGUCGCCGCAGCCUUGAUACCCGCCGGAUGGAAGAACGAGUAA
Molecule: messenger RNA, 345 nt
Organism: Sporothrix brasiliensis 5110
Lineage: Eukaryota; Fungi; Ascomycota; Sordariomycetes; Ophiostomatales; Ophiostomataceae
Exons: 2
Coding region: 1-345 (114 amino acids)
Biological process (GO): mitochondrial respiratory chain complex I assembly
Cellular component (GO): mitochondrial inner membrane
Source: RefSeq, a predicted model, not a curated record